Orbicella faveolata is the source of this 1798-nucleotide messenger RNA. Its product is annotated as L-fucose dehydrogenase-like. Gene Ontology annotation, cellular component: cytosol. The record is from RefSeq and is a predicted model, not a curated record. Gene Ontology annotation, biological process: steroid catabolic process. NCBI's taxonomy places the organism in Eukaryota, Metazoa, Cnidaria, Anthozoa, Scleractinia, Merulinidae. Gene Ontology annotation, molecular function: estradiol 17-beta-dehydrogenase [NAD(P)+] activity.
CCGGUCUUUUCCACUGUGUUCCCGAGCUAGGCUGUUUAAUAACAAUAUUCAAAGCAAAGACAUUGUAAUUAAUAUAUUUCGGCAGCUUUUCUGGAACGGCAGUUGGAAAUAUGGCAACGGACGCAGAGAAAUUGAAUCUGAGAUACGCUGGAAAAGUGACCAUCGUGACCGGAGGAUCCAAAGGAAUUGGUGAAGGAGUAGUCAGGGAAUUUGUUAAAGCUGGUUCCAAAGUUGUUUUUUGUUCAAGAGGGGCUGACGACGGAAAAAAGCUUGAAAAAGAAUUGAAUGAUAAAGGACCUGGGGAAGCAUACUACAUAAAAUGUGAUGUCACUAUAGAAGAAGAUAUAAAGAAUUUAGUGGACAGGACGGUAGAAAAGUAUGGCCGUAUUGACUGCCUGGUAAACAAUGCUGGAUGGCAUCCCCCUGAGAAAACAGUGGACAACACAUCAGUUGAUGAAUUUAGAAGCUUGCUGGAUCUGAACCUCGUCAACUAUUUUAUAUUUUGCAAACUUGCUUUGCCACACAUUCGGAAAACGAAGGGAAAUAUCAUCAACAUGUCAAGUUUAGUGGCACAAAUAGGUCAGCCAGGAGCUGUUGCAUAUGUGGCAACCAAGGGCGGAAUAACUUCUAUGACAAGGGCUUUGGCAGUUGAUGAGGCAAAAUAUGGAGUGCGAGUAAACAGUGUUUCACCAGGUAACAUUUGGACUCCAUUGUGGGAUCAAUUGGCUCAGGCCUCAGGUAACUUUGAGAAAAGUAAGAAAGAUGGUGAAGAAGCACAGCUGCUUGGCCGUAUGGGAACGCUUGAAGAAUCCGGUCAAGCUUGUUUAUUCCUGGCUGCUGAAGCCACGUUCACAACCGGUAUUGACAUGCUGUUGAGUGGAGGCGCCGAACUGACUUAUGGAAAGAAAACACAAGUGGAGACUGCCUAGAUGAAAUGAACGUAUUUUUCAUUAACGUCAAGGGCAAGGUCGUACAACUUCAUUUUCUGACCAGGGGCGCUUUCCAUGCGGCGAAAAAUUUCGGUUUGAAUUUCCGAAAUUUCUAAUGGCGAAAAUUUCCGAAAAAUUUCUUACCGGAACUCGUAUUCCAUUUGAUUUUUCUUCCCAGAAAAUUCCGGAAUUUUCAGUUGAAUGGUUCGUAUUUCAGAAAUUUAACCAUGUCGGUUCUUCCAAGUAAACUUCCGUACAAAUUUAGUUGAAUGGAAAGCGCCCGAGGUCUCGGUUACCUAUAUCGGUUUUAAAUAGUUUUAAGUAAUUCAGAAUUGCUUUGGUUUUGCCUGCUGGUUGUAAAGACCCGUGUCACGAUCUAAUCCAAUCAGAUGCAAAACCAUAACCAAUCACGAGUUGAUCACGUGCGUUUUUCCCGUGCUUUGUAGCCGUUUCAUUUACUUGCUUUGUGUUCUGAUUGGUUCAUUGUGUUGUUAACUUUUGUUCUGAUUAGCUGUUGUGAUUGCUUUAUUGUCAGUUUCACAACAGUCGCCUGAAGACCACUCUUAGCCGAACAAAUAAGGAUUACUGAUUUCCUGGGAUCACGUUUUGACCUGCAUGUAAUUACUUUCAGUUCGUGCAAUCAAUUUUAUUUUUGUUCGAUCUUUUGUGUAUGUCAUAGUUUUCAUAAUUUUAACUAAUCAAGAGGUUUUGUCCAAUGUUAAGAGUAUUUUGCGAGCAACAUAAUUACUAAAGUAGGGUGGCCCCGCCCUUGUAAUAGUUUCUAUAAAAGAUUUAAGAACAAAAAUUAAAUGUAAUUAUUAGGCUUUUAACGCGUUGCUUCAAAGUAACCCAAAUCUUUAUGAAAAAAA